This is a messenger RNA of Gigantopelta aegis, 890 nucleotides long. RefSeq lists its product as uncharacterized. The transcript is spliced from 6 exons. NCBI's taxonomy places the organism in Eukaryota, Metazoa, Mollusca, Gastropoda, Neomphalida, Peltospiridae. The coding region runs from base 68 to 739 and encodes 223 amino acids. The record is from RefSeq and is a predicted model, not a curated record.
UCCUGUGACGUCAGCUGAAUCUUCAUGAUUGAUUUAUGACCAUUACAUUUGAAAUUUACUACACAAAAUGGAAUUGGUACCAGUUAUUUCCGGAAGACCGCAUUACAUAAUAGGUGUAAUAUUAAUAAGUAUACAGUCCAUAACGAUAUCACAGGCACCAGUGGAUGGUGGAUGGAGUGCCUGGUCAAAAGCGGGGACUGGGUCCUGUAGCGUCACGUGUGGUCCGGGCAGCGGCGUCCUGCCGGUAUAUUACAACCGGUCAUGCGAUAACCCCGCUCCACAGAACGGCGGACGUGCGUGUGUCGGAGAGAUCGGGGGAAACGUUACAGUACCAUGCAGCAUGAACGUUACCUGUCAUGAAACCAGACGAAGUAUAUUGCGGUACCUUCCACAUUUCAUAUUAGGACUCGGAAUUGCCUUCACCCUAAGUAUCGUCGUUAGUGUCGCCUACGUGACUUGCAGAUACUCGGCUCCAGUUGCAUUCUGGGAAACUCAUCCAGAAUCUCAUUCAUACAAACAAGUACCUCUGGCUUCAGAGACCUCUCAAAACGUGUCCUCGCAUUCCGAGAAACUCCUCGAAGAUGAAGGUAACAGCUUGAAUGAUGUGGCCACGGCAUCAAGGUCAAGGUCAACAUUUCCCAUGAUGAUUUCCAGCCUGAAUUUCGGACUGACGGAGAGCCAACAAGGAACGUGCAAACGAAUGUUGGGAUCAUGUCCAUGUUCCCUCAGGGAACCUUAACCCGAACCUGAACAAAGAGUUGGGGGAACCAUAAGCGUACGAGACAGGGGCAGGGGGUAUGCAACUGCCCCCCCCCCCCCCCCCCCCACCCAAGUGCUGGAGCAAAACAUCAAAUUCAGGCAAAAAUGGUAAAAAUAUUUGGGCAAAAUGU